This is a messenger RNA of Mixia osmundae IAM 14324, 348 nucleotides long. RefSeq lists its product as uncharacterized. Bases 1 to 348 code for a protein of 115 amino acids. Lineage: Eukaryota; Fungi; Basidiomycota; Mixiomycetes; Mixiales; Mixiaceae. The transcript has a single exon. The record is from RefSeq and is a predicted model, not a curated record.
AUGCAUGCCGGGCAGACUGCACGAUAUCCCGGCCGAAUACAUUUGGCCGUGUCACAGGCUCUGCAGCUGCCUGAGCACCGAGCAUCGAUGGGAUCAGGACAGCAAAGCAACCCACUUUGGCACUCCAGCAUCGUUCCGCGCACGUAUUUGCUGCCGCCCUCCGCUUCCACCUCGAUCAAGGCAAUGCAAGUCCAGUCCAAUCCUGACAGCGCAUACGCAAAGCGCUUCGAUCAACAAGGAGGGGUCCAGCGGCAUAUGACGAAGGCUGGAGCUCGCCGGUCGCAAAGCUCGCAGAUUGGAGGGAACGACGUUUUCAACAAUGCUGAUCGCGACAUGCUCGAUACUUGA